UACAUGCCAGUGUUGAGCUCCGCGCUCUGCGAACCACACGCCGUGCUGGACAUUUACACACAUAUUCUGCAUCACAUGCUUAUGGAUACAAUAUAGUUUUACUGAUGGUCUACUAAGAGGGAGAAUCCAGACCUGACUUGUUUGUCUUGAACCCCGGUAUUACAUUUCACCUGAUAUUAUCACCUGCACAGCGAUCUGCAGAGGAACAGUCCCACGACUGAAGCCAUGCCCUGCGUCCAGGCUCAGUAUGGCUCAUCCCCGCAGGGCGCGAGUCCUGCGUCUCAAAGCUACAGUUACCACACCAGCGGAGAAUACAGCUGCGAUUUCCUCACGCCAGAGUUUGUGAAGUUCAGCAUGGAUUUGACCAAUACCGAGAUCACCGCCGCCACCACCUCUCUGCCAAGCUUCAGCACCUUCAUGGACAACUACAACACCGGCUAUGACGUGAAGCCGCCUUGUCUUUACCAGGUGCCCCAUUCUGGAGAACAGUCCUCCAUCAAAGUGGAGGACGUCCAGAUGCACACAUACCAUCAGCAGAGCCAUUUGGGCCCGCAGUCAGAGGAGAUGAUGGCCCACUCCGGGCCUAUGUACUUCAAACCGUCCUCACCUCACACUCCGGGAACGGCCAACUUCCAGGUUCAGCACAAUCAUAUGUGGGAGGACCCGAGCUCCCUGCACACUUUUCAUCAGACCUAUAUGACCUCACAUAUGAUAGAUCAGCGCAAAAACCCCGUGUCCAGGCUCUCCCUCUUCUCCUUCAAGCAGUCUCCACCCGGAACCCCUGUUUCCAGCUGUCAGAUGCGCUUUGACGGGCCUCUCCACGUGUCCAUGGGGCACGACAGUCCCGGAGCGCACCGAGCCCUGGACAGCCAGAGUUUCGCAGUGCCCAGUGCCAUCAGGAAACAGGCGGGAAUCGCUUUCACGCACUCCCUGCAGCUCAGUCACGGCCAUCAGCUGAUGGACAGUCAGGUGCCGUCACCCCCGUCUAGAGGUUCUCCGUCCACCGAAAGUUUGUGCGCUGUGUGUGGGGACAACGCGGCUUGUCAGCACUAUGGAGUCCGAACGUGUGAAGGGUGCAAAGGCUUCUUCAAGGUAUUUUUAGCCAAUAAAAACUGUCCUGUGGAUAAACGCCGGAGAAACAGAUGUCAGUAUUGCCGAUUUCAGAAGUGCAUGGUGGUCGGAAUGGUGAAAGAAGUUGUUCGGACCGCCAGCUUAAAGGGUCGGCGAGGCCGUUUACCCUCCAAACCCAAAAGUCCGCAGGAGUCUUCGCCUCCCUCUCCGCCCGUCAGUUUGAUCAGCGCUCUGGUCAGGGCUCAUGUGGACUCCAACCCCUCUAUGAGCAGCCUCGACUACACCAGAUUCCAAGCCAACCCGGACUACCAACUGAGCGGAGAUGACACACAGCACAUCCAGCAGUUCUACGACCUCCUCACCGGAUCCAUGGAGAUCAUCCGCGGAUGGGCAGAAAAGAUUCCCGGGUUCACCGACCUGCCUAAACCGGACCAGGACUUGCUGUUCGAGUCUGCCUUCCUGGAGCUCUUCGUGCUGCGCCUGGCGUACAGGUCCAACCCGAUGGAAGGCAAACUCAUCUUCUGUAACGGAGUGGUGCUGCACAGGCUGCAGUGCGUCCGUGGAUUUGGCGAGUGGAUCGACUCUAUAGCGGAGUUCUCGUCUAAUCUCCAGAACAUGAAUUUAGACAUAUCUGCUUUCUCAUGCAUCGCCGCCCUAGCCAUGGUCACAGAGAGACACGGACUGAAAGAACCCAAGAGAGUGGAGGACCUUCAAAACAAGAUAGUAAAUUGUCUGAAAGAUCAAGUCACCUUCAAUGGAGGCGGCUUGAAUCGUCCAAACUAUUUGUCCAAACUGUUGGGUAAACUGCCUGAACUGCGCACACUGUGCACACAGGGUCUGCAGCGCAUCUUCUACCUAAAACUAGAAGAUCUGGUCCCACCGCCAGCAAUAAUCGACAAACUGUUUCUUGACACUCUGCCCUUUUAAACCGUGAGAAAAGGAGAAAAAAA
Sinocyclocheilus grahami is the source of this 2021-nucleotide messenger RNA. It is a transcript of the gene nr4a2a, whose product is annotated as nuclear receptor subfamily 4, group A, member 2a. The transcript is spliced from 8 exons. The record is from RefSeq and is a predicted model, not a curated record. Gene Ontology annotation, molecular function: zinc ion binding; nuclear receptor activity; RNA polymerase II cis-regulatory region sequence-specific DNA binding. Lineage: Eukaryota; Metazoa; Chordata; Actinopteri; Cypriniformes; Cyprinidae. The coding region runs from base 226 to 1998 and encodes 590 amino acids. Gene Ontology annotation, cellular component: transcription regulator complex; nucleus. Gene Ontology annotation, biological process: dopaminergic neuron differentiation; central nervous system neuron differentiation; cellular response to corticotropin-releasing hormone stimulus.